AAAGAAUCUCCUUUGAUUUGAUUUUGUUCCCACGCCGGCUUUGCGGCAUUUGACCUUCCUCGGGGCUCGCAAAGUCCGCGCAGGAUGAAAGCAGCUCGAAGCUUUGCCAGAAACCCCAAAUCGGAAUGUGAAGUAUGCCUUAAGCGUCGGCUGACGAAAGCGGCUUCCUCUCCGUUUACAAACAUUUCUCCAGGUGCUCGGAUUUGGAGAGUAUUCAAUUCUUCUUGAUUUGAAUUGGCCACUCGCAUCACGUUCAUCCUGUUGGCAAGGUUUCGUUUGCUGUAGGCGCCCCCGAAUUUGACCUAGUGACCACUGGAAUUUAUUGGGGACAAAAAAUCCUUGCCUGAAGUUUGGUGUUUUGGUUUUAUGGGGAUAUUUGAAGGGUCUUUUGGCCAUUGAUGAAACAUCUAAAAUUCUGCCCCCAAAACCCUGCAGCUUCAUUUGGCCACGUGGAAUUUGUUGGGAAAAUUCGACCCCCCCCCCCAAAAAAGCCAUGCUGAAAAAGACACAAGGAAUCGGACAUUUUGGGUGAAUCGUUUCCCGAGUUCAUUCAAAGGCAACCCAGCCGCUAGCCAGUUUGACUUCGCCUGAGUGGGUUUGGUUUCGAGAAACCAAGCCCGAAAGGACGCAGGAUGACAUUCUGGUUUACAAAAAAAAAAAAAAAAACAACUCAAGAAGUCAAGCUUGAAAGGACGCACACGUCUGCCAAAUUGGUUCCAAGCGACAAUUUGGGGCGCGAUUUGCACAUUUCUCGCGGUCACUUGAAGACCGACGUCGCUGCCAUUUUGUCCAGUUGCUUCACAUUUGAACCUUGCGUGAUGGAUGUAAAAUAGCCAAAUCAUGAAAUGGGAUUUUUUUGGCUUCUUCUUUCAGUUGAAAGGGGCGUUACUUUGGCAAAUCUCGCGAUUUCUGAAUGUCCAUUUUCACCAGGACGACUACACCUGCCGUCGUUUCGUAUAAUCAUCGUCAUAAUAAUAACGCAAUUUCAACCUUGUCUACUCGACAACUGCUCAUGAAUGUCGACAAGUUCCAUUGUCCGCAAUGUCAAAUCCAAUAUAGGAUUUUAUUGAUUUACGUCCUCCAACUGAAAGUCUUGACACAAUAGAAGCGCUUGAAAAUCUUGCUUAUUUUGGAUGGUUACGCAACAUUUUAUGGAGCUCCUGGCGGGGUCGAAGGUGCUGAUUACGCGACGAGGGCGUUCUGGCGGGUCACGCCUUGGCCCGCCGGCACGCCGCGCUCGGCGCACGCACACGAUAGCGAGCCGGGACGCCAUCGAGAGCCACACGCCGAGUCCGGGUGACAUCGUUCGGAUGUUUCGUCGAUCGGCGGGCUGGAGGAGCCUGAUUGGACUUGAACGAGGAACGUUCUUGACGCAACAGCAUGCCAAAGCGGAUGGCCCUCAUCUGCUUCCUGUCUCUGGUCAUGGCGAUGAGCAUCCUGGGAAACCUGCUGGUCAUGGUGGCUGUCUGCAAGGACAGACAACUCAGGAAAAUCAAGACCAACUACUUCAUCGUGUCGCUGGCCUUCGCCGACCUGCUGGUGUCGCUGCUGGUGAUGCCGUUCGGCGCCAUCGACCUGGUGCGCCAGCAGUGGAUCUACGGCGAGACCUUCUGCCUGGUGCGCACCUCGCUGGACGUGCUGCUCACCACCGCCUCCAUCAUGCACCUGUGCUGCAUCGCCCUCGACAGGUACUACGCCAUCUGCUGCCAGCCUCUGGUGUACCGCAACAAGAUGACGCCCAUGCGCGUGGCGCUGAUGAUCGGCGGCUGCUGGGUGAUCCCCACCUUCAUCUCCUUCCUGCCCAUCAUGCAAGGAUGGAACGCCAUCGGCAUCGACCACGUGAUCGACGAGCGUCGCUACACGGAAGGCAGCAACUCGACGUCGUGCGUCUUCAUGGUGAACAAGCCGUACGCGGUGACGUGCUCGGUGGUGGCCUUCUACAUCCCGCUGGUGCUGAUGGUGCUGGCCUACCAGCGGAUCUACGUGACGGCGCGCGCGCACGCCCUCCAGAUCGGCAUGCUGCAGCGGGCGGGCGGCGCGGCGGCCUCGGACUCCGCCGACCAGCAGCGCAACCACCGCAUGCGCACCGAGACCAAAGCGGCCAAGACGCUGUGCGUCAUCAUGGGCUGCUUCUGCCUGUGCUGGGCGCCCUUCUUCGUCACCAACGUGGUGGACCCCUUCAUCGGCUACGCGGUGCCCGACAAGCUGUGGGCGGCGUGCCUGUGGCUGGGCUACAUCAAUUCCAUGCUCAACCCCAUCCUCUACGCCUUCCUCAACAAGUCCUUCCGCCGUGCCUUCCUCAUCAUCCUGUGCUGCGGGCGCAAUCGCCACCGCCGGCCGUCCGUUCUGGACCCGCGCGCGCCGUGCGCCGCCACGCGCAUCAACGGCUCCGCCCACGUGCUCAACAGCUGCUCGUCUGCCUCCAAACUGCUGCUGUGGUUGUGCAACACCAGGCCAGUGCCUGUCUAGCCGCGCUAAGCCUCACCUGCAGGCUCUCUCUCGCUCGCUCGCUCAAGUAUUCGGCGCUUCACAACGGGAACCACGCGGCGCCGGAGAAGAAAACGCUCCACCGACACGCAGAGUCCUGCUUGUGACGCAGCGUCGCACACCUCCGCCGAGCACAUUCGCGGGAAGGGGGCGCAGCGCCGACCCCGCCCGGCGGCCGCGUUGACCGGCAGAGACGGUGUCUAAUGGCCGCCGGGUGGACCGAGGCCUAACCGGCUCGGCCGGUUCUGGUUCUGGCCCCGACGUGACUGCGGUCCCGAAGCGAGUAGCCCCGCUUGUGGAACUUCCAAGGUGUGACGUUUCUAAAGCUCGGUUCAUUUUAAUAUGGUAUUUAAUUGAAUUGUACAUUGACAUCAGCUCCUCAUGUUUGUGUGAGAGCGUGCACGUGUAUCUAUGAAAGCAGUUGUGCGUGUGUGCGUGUAGUUAGUGUAUACAGUGUUUGUGUUUUUUGCGUGUGUGUAUGCGUAGUGAGCAAGUUUGUUUACAUGUGUGUGUGUGUGUUUCUUACAACAGUGCGUGUGCAUGUGUAUGUGUGUAGUAUGUUUCCGCAUGCGUGUGUGUGUUUCUUACAACAGUGCGUGUGUGUAUGUACGAGGUGUGUCUGGAAAGUUCCAGGACUGGCGUCACGAAAGAUAUAUUUGAUAUUUGUCCGAGUUUGACCCCUAAAUGUGGGCCAGAGGAUUUGCUCACAACGUCUUGAGCAUCUGACAGUUCCUGCAAGGAAGUACAUCACCGCGCUAGAGCAAACGCACAAUCCUGGAACUUUUCUGACGCACUUCGUGAACCCACGUGGGCAUUUCUUACAACAAUGCGUGCGUAUGUUUCCACGGCGAUGCAUGUUUUUGUUUUGUUUCCUGUCACACCUCAUCCACGCCGCGUGUCACAUGAUCCAUCAGCCUCAGGAUGGGGAAUGUACAAGAACGUCCACAAACAUGUUUACAUCUGCUCACUUGAGUGACGUCUGCUGGGAUUUUGUGGUUUUUCCUUGCGGACCCUCAAGAAAAUUGGUGAGCGCGUCUAACAUGAGUGUACCCACACAAAAGAACUCUCAAAAACUGUGCCCGAAAGCACGUCGGCAGUCGUUUUGGUUCGAAGCCUCCACUUUAGGUUCAUUUUCGUCAUUCACACUAUUUACAAAAUUCGGCCCCAGAAGCCAAUUUGACUUAGCAUCGUGAAAUUUGGUAAGCAUGUCUAUUAUGAGUAGACCCACACACACACAAAAAAGUCUCAAACAGCUAUAACCGAAAGCACAUACAAAGCCCGCCAUUUUGGUUCGAAAAGGGAAAAUUGGGGUUAUUGUCAUCAUUCACGCUAUUUAUAAAGAAACCCCAUUUGAUUUAGCAGCGUGAAAUUUGGUAGGCAUGCCUAUUACGAGUAGACCCACAAAAAGAUCCAUCAAGGCACGCUUGGAUGAGUGCGGUGCGGAAGAACAGGCCCAACAAAACUCUCCCAGACGGUGAAUCCCCAUUUUCUUCACUUUCCGCGACAUGAACGUGUCUUCCUACUUUUGCCCAUCUCGUGUAUUUCAACUCAGAUGGAUUGUUUUGUUAUUGCUAUGAAUCAUAUUUGGUUUGGUUUGGUUUGGUUUGGUUUUUCGAGCUGCGAGCGCGACCAUGAGUGAAGCACGAGCACUUUGACGCACACACACAAAAUGAAAACAAUGAUCUCAAAUGAUUUCUUUGCUUUUUAGAUGGUUUUUGUUGUGAGUGACAGCGAUUUGUAAAAAAAAAAAAAUGUAAAUAAAAAGA
Phyllopteryx taeniolatus (common seadragon) is the source of this 4253-nucleotide messenger RNA. It is a transcript of the gene htr4, whose product is annotated as 5-hydroxytryptamine receptor 4. The coding region runs from base 1134 to 2594 and encodes 486 amino acids. Gene Ontology annotation, cellular component: plasma membrane. The transcript is spliced from 7 exons. The record is from RefSeq and is a predicted model, not a curated record. Gene Ontology annotation, biological process: regulation of appetite; chemical synaptic transmission; adenylate cyclase-activating adrenergic receptor signaling pathway. Lineage: Eukaryota; Metazoa; Chordata; Actinopteri; Syngnathiformes; Syngnathidae. Gene Ontology annotation, molecular function: G protein-coupled serotonin receptor activity.